UCCUCCUUUUAAGAGGCAGGAGAGGGUCCGGAUGCUCGACACAUCCCGGGGUGCUCGGAGAGCGGACUACAGAGGUGCUGCCGCUGCUGUUUCGCUGUGUGUCGGUCUUCGCAGUCAGCCUACAGCCCUAUGACCGAACUGAUAGUCCAACCUUCAGCAACAUAAUUGGAAAACAACAAACAACCACAACAAACAGUCGUAAGGUGGUGGUGUGUUGUACAGACAAUGGCUCUCUCCUGGAGUCUGCUUCUGACGUUGCUGUUUGCUACCCUGGCACUGUCGCACAGCUCUGAGCUUGGAGCUCCUCAUGGUAAAAGGAGACAGGCACAGAGCUCAGCAGGUGGCAGCAAUGCCCUACAGCACCCUCUGCAAGGUCUACAGGGUCAUGGCUACAGCAGGGACCGAGGAGGGCAUGGGAGCCAGGGGGCCCGUGUUGCCAAAGGUGGAGCCGGGCUCCUCUCCCACAGGUCCCUGCACCCCCUGGCCAGGCCUGAGGAUGACGAAACAGGCCUGGAGGGUUUGAGCCCGGUGAGACUGGAGAUGGGUCCAGGCAGGGACAGAGAUCGAAUGAGUAUGAGGGAUCCACCCCAGACCCGGGAAAACCACCUUCUGGGGACACGCAAAGGGAGAGGGCACGGACACGGGAAUGGGCACGGGCACGGACACCACUUUGAACACAGAAGACAAGGGAGUCGGCGUGACAAGGGACGUCUCUGUCCAGGGUUUCCUCCAGAGCCUGAGCUGAGGUCUGCACUGAAGGACCGAGAUCUGUUCGAGGACCCUCCCUCCUCCCUCUCCGCCUCUGCUGCCUCCCCCUCCCUCAGUGUCACCCCGCCCAGCGAACCCCCCUCCCCCAUCGCCGCCGUCUUUGGCUCUGGCUCCUCCAUGGUUACCACGGUGAUGAACGAGCAUCCCCCAACGCUGCCCCCGGCCUCCACCAAACCCCAGAGGUCUGGCCGAGGAAAAGGACAAGGAGAGGUGAUGCCAACAUUGGAUAUGGCACUGUUUGACUGGACGGACUAUGAGGAUAUGAAACCUGUGGACACUUGGCCAUCCUCCAGGAAGAAAGACAAGAGGCGGAGUAAGAACCUCAGCAGUGGAAACGUGACUGUAGAUGCUGAUGCCAUUGAGCCAUGUGACCACCACCUGGACUGUCUCCCAGGUUCUUGUUGUGACCUGAGACAACAUGAGUGCAAACCACACAACCGAGGCCUCAACAACAAAUGCUACGAUGACUGCAUGUGUGAGGAAGGGUUUCGUUGUUAUGCUAAAUUCCACCGGAAGCGACGCGUAACCAGGAGGAGGGGUCGCUGCGUGGUACCAGAGUCAGUCAGCAGUGACCAAGGAGGGUUCAUCACUAUCUGAUGAGAAGGUGGAGGACAAAGAUGACGACGCUGAAAGGAGGAGGAACAGGAAGAAUGACCCCAUGACCACUCUCACAUACACAACAGUACAGCCAAGACAUCACAUGACACUGCUGACAGACCGAUUGCUUAAGUGUCAGCUUGCUUUGUUUUUCUCCAAUUCAAUCCCCACAAUCUGCUCAGUGAAAACAAAAUAACAGGUUAUUAAACUGGUGUUGCAUUGUGGGAUGAGCCCUAAUCCAGCAGAUCACCAUCUUUAAGCACUUGAUUGAUUCAAUUAACAUUAAAAUACAUCAGUUUUUGAAUUUGGUUUUGUUCACUCCAGCAUCACUACAGAGGCAUACAGUAUGCACAAGAAAACAAAGACUUUUCAAAACCCACUCAGUCCACACAGAUUUUUUUUUUUUUUUUUUUGUUAGGAAAUUUGUUUUUAAUUGGUAGAGAGAUGACAUCAGCAUCUCAUUAUGUCUUACUAUUCACCACAGUUAUGGUUGCCAUUGGUUUGGUUACAUUUUUUUCAAACACCUCACCAUUUCUCAUGCAUUGGAUUGUCUCUGUCCUGCUGAUCUGAGUCAAAUAGUGUUUACAAAAUGAUUUUUAGCACUGAUUUACUGAACUGUGCUCGGAGUCCCAGACAGGUUCUUCUACUGCUUCAGGAUCAUUCACUUCAUCGGCUAAGCUGUUGAUCAGAGAAAUAGGUUUCCUCACUCUCUGCUCAUCAAAUAAAUUCUAAAUAAUAUUUGUAAAUGCUAUUUGAACCCAUCUGCUGCCCCGUAUUGUAAAUAUGAAUGUAUUUGAAUUGCCAACAGCUUUUUUUUUUUUUUAAUUUUAUUUUAAUUUUUUUUUUAUUUUAAACUGACACCACUUCUCUUCAAAUGUACUUAAAGGUAGAAUGAUAAAUAAGAUGCUUGUUUGACCUUCCUUAUACAUGUCUUAAUGUUUUUAUUUAUAAUGUACUUAAACAUGUUUGUCUAUAUAUUGUGUUUUUCUGCCUUUUUUUUUUUGGUUUGUUUUCAUGAUUAAACACUUACU
Molecule: messenger RNA, 2396 nt
Organism: Lates calcarifer (barramundi perch)
Lineage: Eukaryota; Metazoa; Chordata; Actinopteri; Centropomidae
Gene: draxina
Product: dorsal inhibitory axon guidance protein a
Exons: 7
Coding region: 226-1365 (379 amino acids)
Biological process (GO): Wnt signaling pathway; axon guidance
Cellular component (GO): extracellular region
Source: RefSeq, a predicted model, not a curated record